Schizosaccharomyces japonicus yFS275 is the source of this 2273-nucleotide messenger RNA. RefSeq names its product CK1/CK1/CK1-G protein kinase Cki2. Gene Ontology annotation, cellular component: fungal-type vacuole membrane; fungal-type vacuole; cytoplasm. The record is from RefSeq and is a predicted model, not a curated record. The coding region runs from base 282 to 1604 and encodes 440 amino acids. The transcript has 4 exons. Gene Ontology annotation, molecular function: protein serine/threonine kinase activity; nucleotide binding; transferase activity. NCBI's taxonomy places the organism in Eukaryota, Fungi, Ascomycota, Schizosaccharomycetes, Schizosaccharomycetales, Schizosaccharomycetaceae.
AUGUGCCCCACCCUUACCAAGGUUACUGGACGCACCCAACGCAUAGGAUGAACUUGAGUUAAGCCAAGAAGCUUCAUUUCUGUGUUUUCCUGUUCUAAUAACAAAAAGGGGAGAACUUGGUUCAAUUGGCUGUGGAUAACACUGCUGUAUAUCAAAGUAACCUAUACUUCGUUGGAUUUGCCUAAGAGCGGAGUGACGGCAGUACCAUCGCACAACUUUGUCUUAUGAAUUGACAUCGGAAUUCUGCUGUUUUGCCUAUAAAAACUUCCUGUGAAUUUUCCAUGAAUUCACAAACAAGCGUUGUUGGUGUCCAUUAUCGCGUGGAACGCAAAAUUGGGGAGGGUUCCUUUGGUAUCAUCUUUGAUGGAACAAAUCUUCUAAACAGCCAACCUGUAGCUAUAAAAUUUGAAUCAAGGAAAUCCGACGCACCUCAAUUACGAGAUGAAUACAGGACGUACAAGCUUCUCGUCGGUUGCCCCGGUGUUCCAAGCGUCUAUUACUUCGGACAGGAGGCCCUGCACAAUAUUCUGGUAAUUGAUCUUCUUGGUCCCAGUAUGGAAGAUUUAUUUGAGCUGUGCGGACGCCGUUUCAGUGUAAAAACAGUUGCAAUGACCGCUAAACAAAUGCUUGCUAGAAUACAGACGAUACACGAAAGAAACCUUGUUUACAGGGAUAUAAAGCCAGAUAAUUUUUUAAUUGGAAGACCCGGAUCAAAAAAUCCUAAUAUGAUCUAUAUUGUGGACUUUGGCAUGGCUAAAUACUACCGCGAUCCUAAAACCAAAGUUCAUAUUCCGUUCCGCGAAAGGAAAAGCUUAUCGGGAACAGCACGUUACAUGAGUAUAAAUACACAUCUUGGCCGCGAGCAAUCUCGCAGAGACGAUCUCGAAUCCUUGGGACAUGUAUUUAUGUAUUUUCUGCGUGGCAGCCUUCCAUGGCAGGGCUUGCGCGCCGCAAACAACAAACAUAAGUAUGAGAAAAUCAGUGAGAAAAAACAAUCUACAUCCAUAAAGGAAUUGUGUGCUGGAUUUCCUUCUGAGUUUAGCCGGUACCUCACGUAUGUUCGUGAACUUGGCUUUGAUGAAGAGCCGAAUUAUGAGUUUAUGCAAGACCUUUUUGAUCAAGUUUUGAGAAACAAUGGCGACAUCAAUGAUGGCGUAUAUGACUGGAUGUUGUUAAACAAUGGAAAAGGUUGGGAAUCUAUAUCUAAUCACUCUUCGGUAAUUGCUAUGCAGCGUAACAAAAAGUUCUCCGGCUUCUGUGCUCGUCAGCACGAAACUUCACGAGCAAACGUAAACUCCCGUUCACGGGCAUAUGCUUCCAACAAAACAACACGCGGAUCGAAUGCAAAUGCAUAUGUUUCUAUGCCCUCACCUAGUGGACUUGUUCCGCCCUGUCCAUCCCGGAAUUCUGCAUCUGCUCCUUUGAAUCUUGUUCAGGACCGAAUGGGUUAUGGCACUUACGAUCCAGUUUCGCGCAUGACGCCGCGUCAUUACCAUGGAAAGGGGCAUCGUGGGUUAUUACAUAAUGCACAAGAGUCCCGAGAAGAGGAAGAGAAGCGCGGUUUUUGGUCAGCAUUUUGCUGUUGUUGCUCUUUUGGGCGGUGAUGAAUCCAAGCACAAGUCUGCAGGAGCCUCAUACAUUUUGUUAUAUUAACGGAUGCAUGGGUACGAGUCUGGCUGUAUCUUAAUUAGUAUUUCCACGCACGAUUGUGAAAGCGAUCAUAGGCAAGUCUCUUAAUCAUUACCUGUAUUAACAGAAAACUACAGUCCGCAGUGACCAAAGCAUAGACCCAAGAAAUUAUGCAAUUGUUACAUGUACUCAAGCAAGUCCAACCUUUAUCGAGCACCCUCGUUGAAAACACGGUAUCCGUCACCAUCCACUCCUUUCGCACGCGCUUUAAUGAUUACUCGUGCCUGAACAUAACUUCCUCAAUGUUCUUUCCCGCUAGUGUUUCCGUCAUGUAUAAUUUUUGUGGACUUUGCGCCAUGUCCUCGUUUUUACUUGACUAACGUCUCAAAUGACUAUUCCUCACACUCACGAAAGUUGAAGUACUUUAUUAUGUAUUCGACUUUCCAUGGAAGUUCUGGCCCGGUCAACGAAACGAAUUCUUCAUUUCCAAUAGCCCUAAGCUCAAUUUUAGCAUUGAUCAAUAUAUACUUAAAUACUUCCUUCACUUCACCGUUCGUCAUCCAUCAUUUGCCUAACAUAUCCGUAAUAAAAUUCAAGUGGAGCCGUGUACCUAAAGUUAAUGAACGCAGUAGGUUUACAGGAAG